AUGGAUGUGUUGGACGCAAGAAUCGUAGCAAACAGAGUUGGCAAUAGAAGGAGGAGAGUAUUGGAAGCCAUGGAUGUUCCUCGCAGUUUUGGAGGCCACUGUCACAAGGAAGUACAGGAGUCUCUGGUAGCCCAAAGCUCUAGCUCAAAGUCAGAUCAGUUUACUUGGAAGAGUUUAUGGGCUCUGACUGUUCCAAAUGCUGUGAAGACUUUUUCUUGGAAGGCAUGUUAUGAGGCGCUUCCUAAUAAGGAAAAUUUGCGGAAAAAAAAGGUUUUAGAGGAUACCAGUUGCCCUUUCUGUUUGAGGGAAAAAGAAACAUUAAUUCAUGCAAUUUGGGAUUGUCCUGCUGCUCAAGACAUGUGGGGGUGUAAUUUAUCUCCUUUCCAAAAAUGUAGCUGGGAGGUCUUUUCUUUUCGGGAGCUUUUUGAGCGCAGUAUCUAUAGCUUUGAUAAGGAUAAAGUGGAAUUAUUGGUCUAUGUGGCCCGAGCUAUUUGGUUCAGGAGGAACAAAACGUUGUUUGAAGGGUUUUUUACACACCUAGAUGAAGUCUUUUAUGGUGCCCUCAAAGCUUUGGCUGAAUACAAAGAUUGCCAACAGAUGGAGUUUCCACACAAUUCAAGUGCUUCCAACCUGAAUCAAAAUGCCCAUCGUGCUGUUUGGUGUCUCCCUCCUUCAGGCUUUAUCAAAAUAAAUUGGGAUGCUGCUAAAAUAAAGGCUGAUGCUCAUCUUGCAGAGACUAUUGCAGCAUUAGGAGAGGUAAAAUUCAGUACAGAGGCUGGUUUUUUUGACGCCAUUUGUGAAUGGGAUGCAACAAAGGUUGUAGCAGAUAUUAAUUCCGAGCCUCCCUACCUUUCUAAUACUAGCCAUUUCAUUGAGAAUAUUCAUAUGGAGAAAUUGAGGCUUCGCUCUUGUCUUUUUGUUUUUGCUCCUAGAGAGGCGAAUUUGGCAGCCCAUACUCUAGCAAAAGAGGCAAUCUGUAAUAAGAAUUAUAUGUGUUGGCUGGAGGAUGUUCCUAGUAAUAUUUCCAGCAUUGUUUUUAGGGAAGCUUCUGUAUCCCUAGAUCCCUAG
Messenger RNA from Alnus glutinosa, 1068 nucleotides. RefSeq lists its product as uncharacterized. The record is from RefSeq and is a predicted model, not a curated record. Gene Ontology annotation, molecular function: RNA-DNA hybrid ribonuclease activity; nucleic acid binding. Bases 1 to 1068 code for a protein of 355 amino acids. Lineage: Eukaryota; Viridiplantae; Streptophyta; Magnoliopsida; Fagales; Betulaceae. The transcript is spliced from 3 exons.